AUAGAAACGGCCGCCUGAGCAUAGUUGGUGAACAGGGGCUUCGGGAGCUCGCACGCCUCAGGAGAGACGUUAGAGUAAGGGACGAAUGGAGACAUCGAGCGGGCAGUGUGAACAGGACAGAUGAUCAGCGUCGGAAUGAAUAAGUGACAGAGUGAUUAUUUUGCUGUGUGAGAUUUAUUUUGCUGUGCGUACUCUCGCCUCGUGCCCACUAAUACAAUGCGUUGGUUUUUGUGUUCAUUGGUCCUAAUAACAUUCCAACCGAGUGCCAGUCUGUAUGUAGAGACCUUCACACCCACAACCUGGAAGGUCGUCGAAGACACGGACUACAACCUAACCUUAUCUUUGAGGCUUAACUCGAGCGACGUCUUCGAUGCCUCGUUGGACCCGACGGCGACGCAGCUGCAGGUCGUGGUGACGCCCGACGAGGACUGGAAGCUCGAUUUCGUCAGCAGAUAUCUCGAGUUUUCCUUAGAUGAAGUUCUUAGGGAGGAAAAUAAGAGCGUGACUUUCUCAGGGUAUUACUGGGGUCGCACUCGCCUUUCGCUCUCUCUCUUUCACGACGACCUCGACCUGAAGCCUUCGAAUGGGACACUACUGCGCGAUGAUCUGUAUAUUAUCGUCGACCGCAAAGCGCUCAUCUUGGACUACGUGUUCAUAGCGGUCGGCUCCGUGUUCAUGCUGUUCAACAACGUGAACAUGGGCGCUCAGCUCGAUCUUGAGGUGAUCAUCGGCGUUCUCAAAAGACCACUCGGCCCCGUCUGCGGUUUCCUCUCGCAGUUCGUGUGCAUGCCCGUGGUGAGUUUCUUCCUCGGCUGGGCAUUCUUCACCAACCCUCUGGACCGCCUGGGGCUCUUCACCCUCGGCUGCUGUCCAGGGGGCACGAUGUCAAAUUUCUGGACGCUGAUGUUUAAUGGUGACAUCAACCUCUCUAUCACCAUGACAGCUGUCUCCACUAUGGCAGCCAUGGGUAUGAUGCCCCUGUGGAUGUUCACCCUUGGCCAGCAACUCCUCAGUCAGAACAAUAACCUGAAAAUCCCUUUUGGCAAUUUAGCUGGGUCCCUCGUGUCGCUCACUGUCCCUGUGGUCGUUGGAAUGAUCAUUAAGCACAAGCGACCCGAUUGGGCAAAAAAGGGUUCAAAGAUCAUAAAACCCUUUACCUUUGCCAUCAUUUUGUUCUUCAUGACGAUCGGCAUUUUCAACUCCUACAAGUCGUUCAUGAUGAUGACCUGGGAGAUGCCUGUCGCCGGCAUCAUCCUGGCCUUCUGCGGGUACUCCUUCGGCGCCGUCUUCGCCAUGCUCUGGUGCCUCUCGAAGGACAAGGUCAUCGCCAUUAGCAUCGAGACGGCGCUGCAGAAUGCUGGCGUGGCUUUCAUUCUGCUGAAGCUGUCUUUGCCCAGUCCGGACAGCGAUCUGGCCGCCCUACCUGUUGUCGCUACGAUCAUGAUGACAGGGCCGCCUCUUAUGAUAGUCUAUGGCAUCAUCCUGCUUCUGCGCCGCUUCACAAACCUCCUUCCUGAUAAGAGCCAGCAGAAGCCCUCAGACUCGAGACCCAAGCAGGAGAAGGACGCGGGGCAGGAACAAGUGACAGUCGCCUUUCUUCCCGAGGCGGACCAGGCAGAGCGCACAAUGAGUCGGACCGAAGAGAAACUGAACCAGCAUGUUAUUGUUCUUGAAGGCUUGACUAAAAAGAAACUGGGGGAAACAUAAAUGGCGAAGAAAUGGAUUGUCUAAAUUUCUUAUUCCUCGUUCGUUUGGCCUGAGUUAUAUGAGCGGGGAGAUGGAGGGAAGUGUCAAAAGGAAAGACAGGAAGAGAAAAAAAAGACAUGUAAGCAGGGUCUUUGAGAAUUAUACUGCCAUUUUUUUUGACAUGUUUAAAACGUGACUAAACUGGAGGCG
Molecule: messenger RNA, 1896 nt
Organism: Penaeus vannamei (Pacific white shrimp)
Lineage: Eukaryota; Metazoa; Arthropoda; Malacostraca; Decapoda; Penaeidae
Product: ileal sodium/bile acid cotransporter
Cellular component (GO): membrane
Source: RefSeq, a predicted model, not a curated record